Molecule: messenger RNA, 783 nt
Organism: Aspergillus niger
Lineage: Eukaryota; Fungi; Ascomycota; Eurotiomycetes; Eurotiales; Aspergillaceae
Exons: 1
Coding region: 1-783 (260 amino acids)
Source: RefSeq, a predicted model, not a curated record
AUGACCACCCACCUACAACAACCACAUCACCACAACUUCCACCCACACACUUCCUCCUACAACCCCUACCACCCCUACACCAUCCCCAACCACGCUCAAACCAAGAAACAACGCUCACGUCCACACCGACGCCAACGUCAACACCACCCCUCCACAAAACCCCCGAACCCCUCCGCCCUCAAGACCCCCUCCUCUCCAUCACCCUCCAAAAGCAACCGCUGCUUCACCUGGCUGCUCCUUCCCCCAGCAAGCAACACUCACAUCGCCAAAAACCGCUCUUCUUUCAGCAGCUACCGCCGGGCACCAUGCAAAAUCGCCAACCAGCGGGUGUUAGGCGUAGGCACAGUCCAGCUCCGAGUGCAGAGGGCGCCGGACGACCCUCGCACAAAUACCCUUGUGCUACAUGACGUGCUGCAUAUGCCGAAUGCGAGGUGCAAUGGCAUUAGUGUGGCUAAAUAUACGGGGGAGAGUGAGGAGGAGACGGCGUCGGAGGGGGGGAGUAGUGCUGGGGAGAGGGCGGUUGUGGAAGAGGUUGAGAAUGGUGGUCUGGUGAAGGUGAAGAGUGAGAGGGAGGAUGGGGAGGGGUUGUGGUUUGCGAGAGGGAGAAGUAGGGGAGGUCAGGGCAAGGGUGAGGGUGGGGAUGAUGGGUUGAGGGUUGUGUUGGCGGGGGAGAAGGAGAUGGAGAAGGAUGAUGGUGCUGGUAAAGGAAUCAUGGGGGUGGUUGCUUCGAAGGAGGAGUUGGAGAUGUUGAAUGAGAGGGUUAAGAAUCGGUCGUGGGUAUAA